Messenger RNA from Cercospora beticola, 962 nucleotides. It is a transcript of the gene HOP2, whose product is annotated as Hop2p. Gene Ontology annotation, molecular function: double-stranded DNA binding; recombinase activator activity. Gene Ontology annotation, biological process: meiotic joint molecule formation; homologous chromosome pairing at meiosis; meiotic strand invasion involved in reciprocal meiotic recombination. The record is from RefSeq and is a predicted model, not a curated record. NCBI's taxonomy places the organism in Eukaryota, Fungi, Ascomycota, Dothideomycetes, Mycosphaerellales, Mycosphaerellaceae. Gene Ontology annotation, cellular component: condensed nuclear chromosome; DNA recombinase auxiliary factor complex.
AAGUCUCACCACUUCAACUUGACCUCCGCACAGCAACACUUCACUUCAACCUAACGGAUACAUCGUCUUUCAUACAGGUCGCUGACCGGAAUCUGUCACGAUGGGCGCCACCAAGGAGGUCAAGGAGAAGAAGCUGACUCCCGAUGAGUCGUCCAAGCUCAUCCUCAAUUACCUACGCAAGACCAACCGCCCGUACUCCGCCACAGACAUCAGCACCAAUCUCAACAACAAAGUUACCAAAGCCGCUGCCACGAAGCUGCUGAAGGACAUGCAUGAGCGAAACGAGAUCGAUGGCAAAGCUUCCGGCAAGCAGAUCGUCUACUUUGCUAUCCAGGACGAGGUAGACGAGCACUUCGAGGAGACGAUGCAAGCCAAAGAAGCCGAGACCGAACGCCUCAGAACUGAGAUCAUAUCGCUGAAGACCGAAGAGAAAGAGCUUCGCCUCGCUUUGCGAGCUGAAUCUACGAUCGUCACGACGGCAGAGCUGAGGAGUAAUGCCGAGAAGCUGGAGCAAGAAAAGGUCGAACUUCAAGAGAGGUUGGCGAAACUGAAGAGUGGGAAAGUCAAGCCUGUAGACCCGGAGAGGAAGGUACAGAUUGUUGCGGCGAGGAAGAAGUGGGCAAAGAUCGUGGCGAACAGGAAGAAGAUUCGGAAGGAGUUGUGGGGUAUGAUCUUGGAUGCUACGGAGAAGGAUAAGGUGGCGGAGAGAAAAGAAGAGGUGGGAAUCGAAGGGGAUAUCUGAGCCGAUGAGAUGUUGGGGACAAGGUCCUGGCAAAGACGUCAGUAAGAUGGAGUGGUGCAUUACCUUGAAGUGGAAUAUUGGCAGGGCUACUGUCUCGCAGACGUUGCCUGUACUGGCCCUUCGACCGAUGUCCUGUUCCUGUUUCGCGUUGCGACGGCUCUUAUACUGUAGUGGAUGCUAUUCUACACCGAGCGAUUCGCGAAGUUUGGAAGCUAUUCUU